Candida tropicalis MYA-3404 is the source of this 1911-nucleotide messenger RNA. Its product is annotated as Rpd3L histone deacetylase complex subunit. Gene Ontology annotation, biological process: negative regulation of transcription by RNA polymerase II. Lineage: Eukaryota; Fungi; Ascomycota; Pichiomycetes; Serinales; Debaryomycetaceae. The transcript has a single exon. The coding region runs from base 1 to 1911 and encodes 636 amino acids. Gene Ontology annotation, cellular component: Sin3-type complex. Gene Ontology annotation, molecular function: histone deacetylase binding. The record is from RefSeq and is a predicted model, not a curated record.
AUGCCCAUGACUCAAGCUGAAACAGACAUCAAGAAUCCAGAGUUGAUGGAUAAUAUCCCCCUCUCCCCUCCGGCGGACAAGAAUAACGUGUUGAAUGGAGAUGGUGAAUCAGACCAGACAUCCAAUCAGGCAGAAAAUAUAACCAUGGGUAAAGAUUCACCACUAAGUGACAUAACAACAUCCCCUGUUCCUUUUGAUUUGUCCUUACGUGAAGUGGAUGGUGAGAUUCAGAGCACGAUUUACAACAUUGAAAAAUUAUUAGAUGAGCAAGAAAAAGAAGCCAAACAAGAAUCAGAAAAACGAGAUUCGAUAGAGCGACUGGAGCGAGCAGUCGAAGAGGUAUUGCAAGAAUUGGAAAAUAAUCUGGAAUCAAAACCUGAAUCUGAUUUAAAAAAUGAAAAGGAAGAAACCAAACAUCCAGAAGAAGAACAGAAUCAGUCCCAACAAGAUGGAGAAAAUUUGAAAAACAAGGAUGAUCUAGAUCACAAUAAUAUCAGUGAAGAUAUAAAGAACAAAGAUAGUUAUGAAAGUUCUGAAUUGAGUGAUUUGGAUGAAAACCAGUCUGAGGCAGAAACCGAUAAAAUGGAUUUCUUAGAUGAAAUAGAUACCGUGAAUGAUAAUGAAGGACUUAGCAAUGGAUUGACUGAUUUGCAAACAUUAUCACAAUUGACAGAAUUAGCUAGACUAAAAGAAAUGGACUCUGAUUUUGGAGAUGACGAAGAUGACGACGAUGAUACUGAUCGUCGUGAACUUAUUUUGGAUGGUGAUAAAGAGAAACCCGAAACAAAUGGCGAAUUGCGAAAACGCCCAUUAGAGAAAGAUGAUGACACCGACCGAAAGAAAUUGAAACAAUUGAAAACCGAGGAUAGCAAAAAUCCCGAUGAGAAACCAGUAAAACUAAUAGAAUUAGACGAUGAUGAAGGUGACAAAGAAUUGGAAGUCAAACUCAAAGGAACUGCAGAAGAAGAAGAAGAUGAUGAUAAUGGUGCAGAAGCAGAACCAGAGGAUGAAGGUGAACUCAAUGAAAAUGAGAAUGAAGAAAGUUUGCAACAAGUAACACCAGAUUCAGACAAAUUGAAAAACAACAACGUGUCAGUAGUAGGUGAAGAUUUUGGUGCCGAAGCUGAAGCUGAAGCCGAAGUCGAAGUCGAAGUCGAAGCCGAAGAAGAGGAUGAAGAGGAAGAUGAAGUUUAUAUUAAUGAGCAAAGGAUGCAAGCUAUAGAAGAGUUGAUUGCAAUAGAAUCUAAUUUUGCUGAACUUCGAGAUAAAUUAUUUAAGGAUAAAUUGGCUCUACUAGAACGUGAAUUGCAAUUAUGUCUUGAAGGCUCACACCCUGAAUUGUCAAAAAUUUAUGGUAAGAUUAAUGGAUUCUAUCAAGACGGCCUCCGAUUGGCCAAUGCAAACUUGUCAUAUAAAUUGAAAUGUGUCGAUAAAGAAACUAUUGCCACAAGAACUUCUAUACAUCAAAAUUUCAUGAGAAACUUGAUCGAUACCAAGAAUCUGAUGAUCACUGACACCACGUCGCUAUGGUAUAAAAUCAACAAAGAAAGAAACCAGUUGGAUCAAUUAGUACCCGAUUUCAACUAUUCUGCUAUCCCGGCUAUACCGAAUGUUACUAUCCUGUUGGAAGACAUGCUACCGAAUGGAUACAUUGAAGGUGCAUCUGAACCACCAAUUCCAAAGAAAUUGCUUAAGCAAAACACAUUGGUCCAGUUGGUCCAACAACGUAACAGUAUAAACGAACAAUUGGGUAUAUUGAAUGGUUUAGUUGAAUUCCACGGGUUUCCAAGUGCAAUAAACGCGGGAUUGGAUGAUGACAUACCAAGUGAUGUUGCCAAUGAAUUGCUAUUGAACAGAGCCAGUGAUGAAGAAAUCAAUGAAGAUUUGCGUGCCAUGGGAAUAUCUACUUGA